Molecule: messenger RNA, 674 nt
Organism: Drosophila grimshawi
Lineage: Eukaryota; Metazoa; Arthropoda; Insecta; Diptera; Drosophilidae
Product: dynein axonemal light chain 4
Exons: 3
Coding region: 181-495 (104 amino acids)
Biological process (GO): microtubule-based process
Cellular component (GO): dynein complex
Molecular function (GO): dynein intermediate chain binding; dynein light intermediate chain binding
Source: RefSeq, a predicted model, not a curated record
GAAAUUUAACUCAAUUUUUAUUACAUUAGUUUCGUCCGUCGCUGUUUGCAAUCUCAACGGUUAUCGCGUGUUUUUAGAGUCGGAAAUUGGUACCGGAACUGAACACGUUCGGUGUUCCUCAGUGAUAGCUUGGUAACUUGGUAAGGCUUCGGCUCAGCUGAGCUCAGCUCCGCACCAGACAUGGGUGAUGAGGAGAACGUCAAGGAGGGUGACAAGAAAAUCGUACACAUCUAUCCGCUAGUCAAGCACUCUGAUAUGAAGGAAGAAAUGCGUCAUGAGGUUGUCGAGUUGAGCGUUAGUAUGUGCGAGAAAUUUUCUUCAAAUUAUGAGUUAGUUGCAAAAAUGAUAAAGGAGAGCAUGGACAAAAAAUUUGGCAUCUAUUGGCAUGUAGUUGUCGGUGAGGGAUUCGGCUUUGAGGUGUCCUAUGAGACUGAGAAUAUACUCUAUCUAUUCUUUGGUGGCAACUUGGCCAUUGUGCUGUGGAAAUGCUCCUAAACGCCAGCAAAUAACCAAAUCACCAACAGACGUACCUAGAAACCAAACCAAACAAGAAUAUAAGAAAUUUGUGUAUAACUUAUCCACUAUAUGUAGCAUUAAGUUAAUGUUAUGUGUUAAGUUGCCCCAUGUGAAGGACAAAAGAAUAAGCAAUAGUAAAACCGCUGCAAUGCAAAUAA